AUGGUUGCUAAUUCACAACAGUUUGGCAUUCGCCAAGAUCUUACUCCACCACCCAAAUCAGGUACUGAAGUGAGCACCUCUAAUGCUAAUCAGCUUGGUCAACAAUUAGUUCAAUUCACUGCGGUGGUACAACAACUUUCUUUAGGCCAACAGGUGAGACCAUGUGGAAUCUGUCAGGUUGUGGGGCAUGCUACUGAUACUUUCCCUACUUUAUUUGAGGGAGAAACUGAAGGUGUUAAUGCUGUAGAAAAUUUCCCUGGUCAAUUAUGUCAGAUGUACUAUGAACCCUUUUCACAAACUUAUAAUCCUGGCUGGCGUGAUCAUCCAAAUCUUCGUUAUGGGAAUCAACAACAAUCUCAACAUAAUUUUGUACCCAUACCAUCGCAAGCACUGCAAGCUGCUCCACCACCAAGUUCCAAACCUUCCACUGAAGAUUUAAUCAAUGCAAUUGCUACAAAUAUGCUUCAAUUUCAGCAAACUACCCAAGCAUCCAUAAAAUGUUUGGGGAAUCAGGUGGGACAACUAGCGGAAUCAUAUAACAGAAUGGAAGCUCAUCUGUAUAAUAAAUUGCCUUCACAACCUGAGAGGAAUCCCAAGGAGAAUGUAAGUGCGCUAACUUUGCAAAGUGGUAUACAAUAUAAGCCACCCACACAACCUUCAUUGCCAGCUCCAGUGCAAAAGCAAGUAAUAUACAACUCCAUCCAUGAUGAACCAUCAAUGCAGAAAAAGGCACAUAAACCAACUAUGCCAACCUAUGUCCCUCGUCCACCUUUUCCAAGCAGAUUGAAAAAGUUUAAGAAAGAGGAACCUGAAAAGGAAAUUCUUGAGACUUUUUGCAAAGUUGAGGUAAACAUUCCAUUACUUGAUGCUAUUAAACAAGUGCUACGUUAUGCUAAAUUUUUAAUGGAGUUGUGCACGAAUAAGAAGAAAUUGAAGGGUGGUGAAAAGAUAAGUGUGGGGGAGAACGUCUCUGCUGUUCUCCAAAAGAAGUUGCCACCAAAAUGCAAGGAUCCUGGAACCUUUACAAUUCCUUGA
Messenger RNA from Humulus lupulus (European hop), 1035 nucleotides. RefSeq lists its product as uncharacterized. NCBI's taxonomy places the organism in Eukaryota, Viridiplantae, Streptophyta, Magnoliopsida, Rosales, Cannabaceae. The transcript has 2 exons. The coding region runs from base 1 to 1035 and encodes 344 amino acids. The record is from RefSeq and is a predicted model, not a curated record.